Molecule: messenger RNA, 1722 nt
Organism: Rotaria socialis
Lineage: Eukaryota; Metazoa; Rotifera; Eurotatoria; Philodinida; Philodinidae
Source: the annotation of a GenBank genome assembly
AUGAAUUUCGUAGUUAAUAAAGAAUCAUAUACAUAUAAUAAAACACCGAAUUUUAAUCGUCUUAUUGAACGAGUUCGACAAUGUAUUCGCGAACGUGAAUUAGAAAAACAGCAACAUGUGAAAGUCUAUUCGAUGAAUCAUUAUGCAGAACAUUUAAAACGAUGUAUUCAUGAUAGUCCAUCAGUUGGCCGAGCGCUUUUCCAAUUUUAUAAUGUAGUCAAAAAUUUUCCUUCGCAAAAUAAUCGAUUUCGUUCAACGAUAAUACUCGAUAAUAAUGAAUCGAAAAUGAGUUUAGACGGUAAAACUUCAAUUGAUUAUUCAUCUAGAACGAGCACUCAAUUUGAAUCAAAAACAAAUUUAACAAUGUCACAAUCAACUCAUUUAGAUAAUUUAACAGCAGUGAAAUCAACUACACAUUUUAUUCAGCCAGUUCGAGUUUCUCGUCGAAUCGGAGGUUUGAUGACAAAAACAACAUUAGCAGCAAUCAAUAAGACGCCACGUCAACGUACUACUCGCGAUAUCGGAGUUCUAGAACAUCUAUUAAGUCGUUGUGAAAGUCUUCGUCAUUUACCUACUAAUGUUCGUCAUUAUGCUGCUCGCUCGCUUUUACUUUUUACUCACAAUCCAAAUACAAUUUUGACGCGUCAAAAUUUUCCUUCAUUUCUUGUUUAUAUUAUUGUCUAUGGACAAUGCUUAUUGUUACUAGAAACCAAUGAAAAAACACUAUUUGGUCAUCGAUUGAAUAUUGGAGAUGUGUACGGAGAUGAUUCUCUUCGUUCAAUAGAUUUUCAUCAUUUAAAUGGUUUAAUAACAAAUGAAAAUACUCAUUGUAAUUUAAUUGGAUUUUUUUCAAGAGAUAUUAAAACCUAUGGAAACUAUCUAUCGGAUAUAAUGAAGCAAUCACUACUUGAACAAUUUCGAAUGCAAUCAAUAUUUAGUGGUAUUCGAUGGCGAAAUGAUAUUUUGAAUUAUAUUUUAAAAUGGACGACUUACAAACAAUAUUCAAUCGAUGAAAUCGUUUAUGGCAAUGAAGAAUAUGAGCAUGAGAAUUUAUAUUUUAUUUUACAUGGUCAAAUAUCUUUUGUACGCCUAUUUGAAUUUCCAUCGAACGUAAUUAAACAUCCAGAAUACAGUCAAUUUUAUCAGAAAUUAAAUAAGAAAACGAUAAAUACUAAAGAACAACAUCAUUCGACUAAUAAUUUUGUGUCGGAUCCAUUAAGUAGUAAUCAAUCCCCAUUAACAGAUGCAAAUUCUCCAAGAAAUAUCAAUGAUACAAUAAAUGAAAAGCGCGCCUUACAGAAACAAAGAACUACAUGGCGUUUUCUUGAAAUAUUUCUUCUUUCCAAUGGUCAUUAUUUUGGUUUCGAAUCAACAACAAUUCAUUCGUGGUAUCUCACUCGAAGUAUCGUGGAUAUUGUUUCAAUUCCAAAGCGUCGCUUUGAAAAAUUAGGUUCUUUUGCUCCAGUGAUAUUCGAAAAACUUCGUCAAGAUUUUCUUGAUAUUUUUCCCAGUGAAACUUUCAUACGUAAUUCAUAUAUAAAAAAUCUUCAAGCAAAUAAACCAAAUGAAAAUGAAAUUUCAAAAAUAAGUAAUCAUAAAAAACAAUCAACUAUCAAUAGUCAUAACUUCGAAAAAAUCCAAUGGAUUCCAGAGCAAAAUAUUCUCAGUAAAAAGAUCACAGACAAAAAAGAUUUCGUCGUAAAGAAGUAUUUAAAAAAAUGA